GUAGGAGGCGGAUCGUUGUGUUCAAUGUUUCCCCACUGAGGUGACUUGAACCGUUCUCCCCGAACAAAAAGAUCACCUCGGAGAUCGCCGAGAGCCGGUUUUCCUCUCCCAGAGCGGAGCUGGAGGUGGACUGGGGGAAGAUAAUAAUGAUCAACACCAUGGAAUGCGCAGUGGACGCGCAAAGUCUGAUCUCCAUUUCCUUAAUGAAAAUCCACAACUCCAGGACGCAGAGAGGGGGGAUCAAGCUGCACAAAAACCUGCUGGUCUCUUACGUGCUGAGGAACGCCAGGCAGGUCUACAUCAAGGAGAAAUACGCGGAGAUCUACAGGAUGCAGCAGUACGAGGAAGUGAUGACGGUCUGCAAUGAGAUCCAGGAGCUCAACCCGCUGGACCUGGACGCAGAGGACGCCGACGACGAGGAGCAGGGGCGGGCUGCUUGCUGCGGCGAAGAGGCGAGUCUGUGCGGCUCUGCGUGCCACCGAGACGCGGCGCACCCAGCGGCGCACGGCCGGGCUGCGGGCGCUCUCCCUGGCUGCUCACCGCUCGAGGACGACAGCAAGGAACCGGAGCCCUCUUACUACCGAAGCUGCUGCAUGGAGGCUCCCCCUGUGUCCCACUGCGACCAGUUUACAGCAAAUAGCAGCGCGCACUGCAACAAAACCACAGUGCUGGACUUGGACACGCAUGUGGUGACCACGGUGGAGAACGGCUACCUCCACCAGGACUGCUGCUGUGACGCGCUCCAGUGCGGCCAGGGCGCGCAGUCCCCGGCCAAGAAACGGAAGGUUGAGUUCGGUUGUUGUGCAUCCGACGUUGAAGAAGUAUCGGAUUUUACAGCGGCUCGCAAAAGGGCGAAACGCGAGGACUGUUCCUACUCCCACCCGGACUACACGGACACUUCUAACAUCUCCAACCUGAUCUCCAUCUUCGGCUCGGGAUUUUCCGGGCUGCUGAGCAGACAGACGGACUUGGACCAGAUCUGUAGCAAACAGGUCCUGGCCAGUCUGGGGGCAUGGACCCGGGCAAUUGUGGCAUUUUGAAUCAAACACUUUAUUUUAGGGGGGGCCGGGGUCAGUUGUAACAUGUUUUUCCUUGAAGUGGAUUACUAUUUUCUGUUGCCAGCUUGAUGGGGAACAUGGUUUAAGCUCAGGAGGACGUUACUAUUAACAAACGUUCCCAUACUGUUCUCUGAGAAAAUGUACACAUUUACAUUUCAGGUAGAAAGACGGAAUUUAUGGAGGUCAAAUGUUCUGUAAAUGACCACACAAGGACUAGUGGACAAAUUGGUCACCACUGUUCUGGUCAAGGUUUAUCAAUUAACUUCUCACAUAGAAAGUGUGGCACCACUGUAGCCCUCUUCACUUCAUUUUUGAACAUUACAAUUGUUCAUUUUUCAAUAUGUUUAACACUGACGAGGAACUUUGAACAUUUACAGCUGACCCCACAGUGUCAGCCAUGGUAAAAUACCAUGUGCUAAAAUCACAACUCUGAUGUUAGCUGGCCUCAGUACUCUUGUAACAGCAAUUGAAAACAUACAGAUGAUAAAAGUAUCAAGAAUUAUACCUCAAAGCACACAUUUGUCUUAAAAAAGCAUGUAUAACAUAUGUGAGCCUGACUCAAUGGUGUGCACUGGGUGACAUCACCCACACUGGUUUCUGAUUGGUGGAAAUAGAGGCGUUAUAACUGAACCCAGACUCCCCUAGAAGGUCUAAAUCAACUUUAUUUUUGCAGGAAAAAGAAAAGCUAUUUAAAUGAACAUUUUAAUGACAAUAGUUUUGGCAGGGAGAUGAAAGAGUUUGUGCCAUAUAUAUAUCAUGUACAGGCUGUCCUGUUUCAGAAUGGGAGAUACGUGUCUACAGAAUACACUUUUGUGAAAUGGACUGACUUCCGUUGCCUUAAAUCCAAUGCACACAACUGCUAGCUAUUGUCAUAAAUUGAAAGUGAGUGAAUGUCUUUUCUGUCCGGGCUGAGGAGCCUUUUGGGGAAAUGCAUCUCCAGUUUGAAAUGGACCUUGCACAUUCUGAGCAUUUUGUUGUCAUGUGAAACACCACAUUCAGGACUCCCUCCUAAACACCUUUGAGGUACAUGGACUGAACCAGCUCGUAUCACUUAAUGGAGUGCCAACACUUUCAAUUCUGCAACACUUUUGGGCUAUUACUGUGGUCAUCACUUCACCUCCAUUCCCAGUGUGUGAUAGCACACAGUCCAGGUUACAUUUGGCAGUUUGACAUUCUCUUUUAAUCAUGGUUGUUGCUCAAAGCCUUCACAGCAAUUCAUAAUUCCAACAUGUCUUGGUAUUGUGAGUAUUACUUGUUAUGUAAAAGAAUGAACUUAGUCCUUUUGUUUUAAAAAGGCAAACUCAUGAUUUAGCCAUAACCUGAGAAUCCACGCAUUAGCUUUAUGAGCACUAUGUGUACCAAAAUAAAGAGAGUAUUCAGCCAUUCUCUACAUAUUUUGUUGUUAUUCUUGUAUUUUUGUGCUUACUAAAUUGUAUAUCACCGGGUAAAACUGUUCGCGAAAAUAUUUGUUAAAAAUUUAUAAUCUUAAUAAAAAAUA
This is a messenger RNA of Chelmon rostratus (copperband butterflyfish), 2556 nucleotides long. RefSeq names its product immediate early response 5-like (gene ier5l). Bases 147 to 1040 code for a protein of 297 amino acids. NCBI's taxonomy places the organism in Eukaryota, Metazoa, Chordata, Actinopteri, Chaetodontiformes, Chaetodontidae. The transcript has a single exon. The record is from RefSeq and is a predicted model, not a curated record.